AUGGAUACUACUUCCAUAUUGAUGGAAUUAUAUCAACCGCUAAAUUUUUUAAUGCAGGGUGCGAUAUCUAUUAUAAAUAUGUUAAGUAAAAAGAAAGGCUCUAUGAUUAUUUUAAGAAUCCAUUUUCUAUCUCUUAUAAUGUUGACAGUCCAAAUUUUUUUGAGGAAUGUAAAGAGUAUUACAGAAAAUCCUGAUUCUAUUACCUCCACUGGUACAAAAGGUGGCAAUGCCUUUCUUGGAUUAGUGGUAACUCCUAUUACCUCUGGUGCUUUAUAUAAAGUAUGUGGAUAUUUAUUUAUAACAAAUAAUUUUUGUAUUCAUGUUCAAAAUUUACAUUACCUGUCUAUUUACAAUUAA
Plasmodium cynomolgi strain B is the source of this 357-nucleotide messenger RNA. RefSeq lists its product as hypothetical. Lineage: Eukaryota; Apicomplexa; Aconoidasida; Haemosporida; Plasmodiidae. Bases 1 to 357 code for a protein of 118 amino acids. The record is from RefSeq and is a predicted model, not a curated record. The transcript has 2 exons.